AUGAAUUUAGUUUCUAUUCUUCUUGCUGCUGAACAAAAAUUUAAAAUUGUAUGUUAUUUUGCAAAUUGGGCGGUAAAACGUCCCGGCGGUGGUUCAAUGACACCGGAAGAUAUUGAUCCUUGUUUAUGUACACAUGUUAUAUAUGCUUUUUCUGAAAUGGAUAAUAAUCAAUUAACACCAAUGGAAAAACAUGAUAUAAAAGAUGGAAGUCAAGCAGGUUUCUUUGAACGAUUUAAUGCUUGGAAAAGUGUAAAUAAAAAUUUAAGAACUCUACUAGCUGUUGGUGGUUGGGAUAUGGGAAUGAAAGAUUUUGCAGGUAUUGUCAAAUCGGAAAAAACAAUGGUAAAAUUUGCGGAGUCAGCUGUAAAAUAUUUACGAAAACAUAAAUUUGAUGGUCUUGAUCUUGAUUUCGAAUACCCUGGUGUUGAUUGGAGAGAUAGUCCCAAAGAAGAUAAACAAAAAUUUACAAGAAUGUGUGAAAUUUUAUAUGAAACAUUUGAAAAAGAAGCAGAAGCUAGUGGUAAUGAACGUCUUCUUCUUACUGCUGCUGUCUCAGCUGCAAAAAUUAAUAUUGAUAAAGCAUAUGAAGUCGAUAAACUUGUUCCAGUAAUGGAUUGGUUUAAUUUAAUGACAUAUGAUUUUCAUGGUUCAUGGGAUCAAAAUCGUGCACAUCAUUCAUCACUUAAUAGUAAAGAUAAUGAAAAAGAUGAUACAAUGUAUAUUGAUUUUGCUGUAAAAUAUUAUCAAAAAUUGGGUAUGCCAGCUAAUAAAAUAAUGUUAGGUUUAGGAACAUAUGGACGUGGUGAUACACCAGCUAUGCCUUAUACUGGAUUUAAAGGUGAAAGUGGUUUUGUAGCGUAUUAUGAAAGUUGUAUUCAAAUUGUUUGUGAAAAAAUGAAAGAAACAUGGGAUGCUAAACAACUUGUACCAUUUAUAACUGGUCCAUAUAAUCAACCGAAAGCUGGUGUAGAAAAUGUUCGAAGUAUGAAAUAUAAAGCUAAUUAUAUAAAACAAAAUAAUCUGGGUGGUGCUAUGAUAUGGACUCUUGAUAUGGAUGAUUUUCGUGGACAAUUUUGUUGUCAAGGAAAAUUUCCUUUAAUAAAAACAAUUAAAGCUGUCCUACAUGGACAACUUAAAUUACUACCAAAAGAAAAAAUGUGUUCAACUUGUCCAACUAAAGAAUAUAAAGAUUUCAAACCUAAUUCUCAACCUCAACCACAAAUAACUGAAAAACCAACUAAAAAACCCAAGAAAUCUAAACGUGAUGCAGAAGGACCAACACCAGAAGAUGUAUGUGAAGAAUUAAAAGAUGGUCAAUGGCCAGAUCCAACUGAUUGCAAGAGUUACUUCCUAUGUCGAGGUGUGGGUAGUCAAUGGGGAGAACAAAAACGUGAAAUAUGCUAUGCUGGUUCUUAUUUUGAUCCUAAUGAUAAAACAUGUAAAUGGGUUGGUGCUGAUAAGAUUAAUUGUGAAGAACUUGUCGAAGGUUAUGAAAAUCCCGUUGCUGGCGUAACAGGUUCACCAGGAGAUGAUGCUGAUGAUGUUGAAGAUGAAGAUAUAACAAGUGAUAUGGGUACAUCAUCGAAAACAAAGAGUAAAUCAUCAUCAUUAUCAGCAUCAUCAUCAAGUAAAUCAAUGUCAAUAUUAAGUCGAUCGGUAUCAGAAUAUGAUACAUGUACACCUGAGAAAUCUGUUGAAUUUGAUCCUGUACAAGGUAAUUGAUAAAUUCCUAGUUUUCUUUUUUGACA
Molecule: messenger RNA, 1748 nt
Organism: Adineta steineri
Lineage: Eukaryota; Metazoa; Rotifera; Eurotatoria; Adinetida; Adinetidae
Source: the annotation of a GenBank genome assembly